AAAAAAAAAAAAAAAAAAAANAAAAACAAAACAAAACAAAAAACAGAGAGAUAAAAGGGUCACGGUUUUACCCCGAUCUUCCCCGAAGAAACCCUAAUUUCCUCUUCAAAUCACCGCGAUUUUGCAAGCAAAUUAAUUAAGCUUCAACUCUUCUCCUCGAGCUAACCGGCCCCUCUAAUGGGACGCAGGGUCAUGUGAUCGCUGAUUACGAUGACUUCGAGGCCUAUUGUUCUUGUUUUCCUGCUUCUGGUACUAAUCAUCACAUCCCAGUUUGAGUGGAAGCAGCAGAUUAGUGAAGCCGAAGCUAAUCCGACCGUCUCGCAGAGGAAGCGACAGAUUCUUGAUAGGGAAGAAGCUGUUAAAGAGAAAAUAAUUUUAUCUCAGGAGAAAAAUAUUCGGCAACUUCAUGAGCUCGUCCAGAGCCUUCAGCGUCAGCUGCUGCACUGCCGCGGGAGCAGCAGCAACAUCACAACAACGCAUAGCCUUGGUAGUUCCCCAACUGAGGAUGCUAAUGACUUCGAGAAGCACGAGAUUCUCGAAGACUGAUGUUGUUUCUUGACCUCAAGCAAUUGUUCAGUAAUACCCCAUAAAUAGGUUGAGACAUGUAUUGUAUUUGGUUGUCUAAGUUGAUGCAUAAUACAGGGGCCUUGUUGAUGUACAAUACAUGUUUAUUUCCAUCUGUGAUUUACUCGUAAUACUGCUAUUUUAGUUAAUUUUUUCUUGAUUUUGGUUUCUGAGUUUAUUAUUUUGAUAUUGUCUAUUCAGUGA
Molecule: messenger RNA, 768 nt
Organism: Ananas comosus (pineapple)
Lineage: Eukaryota; Viridiplantae; Streptophyta; Magnoliopsida; Poales; Bromeliaceae
Exons: 3
Coding region: 211-546 (111 amino acids)
Source: RefSeq, a predicted model, not a curated record